Messenger RNA from Dermacentor silvarum, 4933 nucleotides. RefSeq lists its product as uncharacterized. The transcript is spliced from 10 exons. The coding region runs from base 600 to 1931 and encodes 443 amino acids. Gene Ontology annotation, molecular function: protein binding. NCBI's taxonomy places the organism in Eukaryota, Metazoa, Arthropoda, Arachnida, Ixodida, Ixodidae. The record is from RefSeq and is a predicted model, not a curated record. Gene Ontology annotation, biological process: regulation of DNA-templated transcription.
GGGCGCCGCGUAGGUGAUGGAGAAGGCGGCCGCGCGCCCAAUCCCAGUCGCUCGACGAUAGUCGCUCCGGCGGACUGCUGCCGCUGCUCCUCCGCGUCCCGCUUUUCGGCCAGCGCUCGCACGGCGAAGGAGAACGGUUUCGCGAGAGCCGAAACGUCGUGUCGCCGGCGACCGUCGAGUGCGUGCGCGCGUCUUGCAACCCCGAGCUUCUUUCAUCGGACAACACAUCGUCGUGUUUUACACCUGGCUCGAUACUACAGGAAGUGCGGAUCAGCCGAGACGUGGGGCUCGCUGGGAGUUUUUCUAGUGGAGGUUCAUUCGGCAACUGCGAUAUAGUCAACGGCAGCGAAUCUGACCGGUGGUCUUCUGGUGGCCGACAUCGGUGCUGCAUGUCGCUACGGACCGCAUCGCCCCGUUUGGUGUGUGUGUUUGUGGACGGGUGUCUCGCGGGUGUGCGUGGCCGGUCGGCCUGUACCGCUUACGCGGAUUCCUGACGGAUUUCUAGAAGAACGAGCACACCGCGAUCGAGGGAUCGCGAUACUACAGGUGGGAGUGAGCCUACGGCUGAGUCUCUCGGCGACGUCACAUCAGAGGCGACCAUGAUCAGCCGGCGGAAGAUCCUCUCCCGGUCCCGGGACGAGCUGAACGUGGACUUUACCGUCGAGGACGAAGAGGACGUCUGGUACCAGAAGGAGAAGCUCUUCAAGGACCACAUUCAGGAGGUGCUGAACAAAUGGGGCCAAAUCGACGACGAAAUAUGGGCCAAGAUCAUCUGCAUGGAGCGCAACCGGCGCGUCGCAAAGGCAUACGCCCGCGCAUCUGUUCUCACCAUCAACGGCUCCAACGAGGGCUUCGAUGGGUACAGAAUCGGCCUCUGCGGCUUCGACAACCCGAUGCGGGACCCUAGGACCGAAGAACUAAAGAAACAAAUCGGCCACGGAGUGAAAAUCAAGAUGGACGAGGCAGGCAACAUCAUGAUAAAGCGCGCCAGCAAAAGCAACGUCUACAUCAAGGAGAUCACGGGCGGGGAAAACAACAGCGUCAGCGCAGACAUCAUCCGCAACAACGGCCUCCUGGAGUACGACAAGCCCGUCAAGCUGUUCGACAUCAAGAAGUUCCAGCAGAACGUGUCCCGUGAGCUGAAGCGGGCCUACCCGGACAGGCGGCACCUGGAGGCGCAGUGCCUCAGCUGCGUCUGCUUCGUCAAAGACAGCCCCGAACUCCUGGACUGCGCCGUCUGGGUCAUGGUCAUCAACAUCGUCGCCCUCGACAUGCUCAAGACCAAGCUGCCUCCGCCCAUGUCCAAGCGCCAGAGCGCCCCGAACCUGGUGAGCGUGUUCGACCGGCCGCUGAGGCUGCCCGAGGAGGAUCCGUACAGCCUGCCGGGAGCCGUGCCCCGUCAGCAACCGCAGCCACCCCGGGAAUCGAAGCCACCGAAGCUGCCGCCGAGGGAUUUGCCUCGCGUCAGUGUGCCCAGGCCUGACUACGAGGACGUGGAUACCACGGCCCGACCUCCAGCUCCUGUCAACCGGAAAAAGAACCCUGGCAUGUACGAUGACCCGUACUACUGCGGCUUCCGGGCGCGCGUGCCCAACUUCGCCAAGCGCGGUCAGGAGGACGGCCACCAUGCGGUAUCCGGUCCCAUGGCAGGCGCUCCCAUGCCGCGAAGCCACAGCCAGAACUACCUGAGCCUUUUCAAGGGACCCGAACGAUCCAUCUACGACUCGGCUUACGGAAGCUGCUCCACCGUCACGCACCACGCACCAACAGGAGGAGCAGGAGGAGGCUUCAGCGGCGGCGGAAGCGGCGGCUCGAGCGGCGACGACGACUACUCCAAGAUCUACGGCCGCAUCGGCCGGGGAGCACCGAGCGGCCCCUCGUCGGCCUACAACCAGCUGCCCCGCCAAGUGUACGUCGGCGAGUGGGAAUGACAGGCGGCCCGCGACGGGGUCGCCGCCCGUCGUCGAGGCCGCCAGCCUACCGCUCCGCUGUCGCAGCUACAGAACCAGCAGCAGCCCCUCGCGUCGCGACUGCCUCCGCCGCUGCCGCAGCCUCGGUGCUCGAGGUCGCUGCCGACCGGCGCCGCGGCACCGCAGCCGCCACCCGCCUGGAAGCCGCACAAGAGAAGCGCCCUUUACGGCCGAGUCAGGGCCGUCUUCUCCUCCGGGAAGCACUGAUUCGAGCCCCGACCGCCAAGCAUGUGCGGGAGAAGAAAACCGCAAGCCGAGUGUGGCACGCGACACUUUCUGCAGCGCAGAAACUGCUCGAAGAACAGAUAAGAUGGGAUGGCCGAGGCGUCUGCUCUGGUUUCUGCUAUUCUCCGGUACCGCCUGGACAAGGCAAGCGAACACUGCGGGAGCACCGAAUUUGUGCUCUGCAUAGCGUGCCUAUAAAACCCAGGUAGCAACCUCAUGGGCGACAAAAAACACCGACUCUGCCUCACCUGCAGUCGGUCUUCAGAACCACGCGUAAGCCUCUGCUGUCAAAGACGUCACCGGAAACACGUUUGGAACACGGUGAUGUCGUGGAGGCCAUCGUGCGCUGCGCCACCACCUCUAGGGACGAAGCACAUGAGCAUGCAAUCGGGAAACUGUGGCGGCUAGACUCAUCUUACAGGUUGCAACCAAAAAGAAACCACGGGCCGCUUUCGUCCCGGAAAGUGAGCCACGAAAGUUCUCACUCAGGCUGCGGUGUUGUUGCCAGACCUGAGGAUCACGCACGUCGUCCAGUCUUCGCCAAGGGCAACAGACACAGGAUCAUGAGUGCGACUUCAGAGAAACAUCCACUGCCGAUGUGCCGUGUCGCGGCUUGUUCGUCGAAACAGUGCUUCCAGAAUUCAGCAGGCGGUUGAACUGCUACGGCGUGGCUGCUGCUUUCAACGUGAAAAUGCGUCUUCAAUCUUGCCAUGCGGUGGUUCGUCGAAGUCAUGAGGUUUAGGACCAGAUAUAUGGUCCAGAUGAGCCGAGCAUCGGGUCCGCGGCUCUAUGAGGAACAACGUCUUUUUUUUUCGUGUUUGCUUUUGAAUUGUUUAUCUGUGUGCAUGUGCUGCUUGCCCGUGCGUGAAUGUGUGUGGCAGGUCGAAUGCGAGAAUGAAGAGUGGCCAGCGCCGAGGUUGCUUCCUCAGCGAGGAAGAAGAGAAGGACACGUAGGGCGGUUCUGAGUGCCCUGUAUGCAGCAACAAUCGAGUGACGAAAUGGUGUUCUUUAUUUUUUUUAUAUUUUUGGUUUUGAACGUGCGCAUUGAAACUACUGUGAGACUGUUGCGACCACCCUGACUGUACAUUUUAGGAACCAAGCAAACACAUCCGUCGUCGCCACUGACCCCACGACGUCCGUGAAGCAGUGUGCCUCUGCUUGCGAUGUUUGUUAUGGUCUAUCCUCUUUUUCUUACUGUUCCAGCCGCACGCAGACGUUCUAGCAGUCAAAUGUGGCUGACGAUCGCUUCCUUUGUUUGUUUACUUGUUUAUUUUUUUAAAACCUACGUUGUUAUCCUGAUUGCCUGUACACGAGACAGACCGCUUUGCGCUUGAACGUGAGCUAGCGUCUCGCACGUCGCUUUUAUUUCAUUGUGGUUAUUGUGUUUUAUUUUAAGCAGUCGAGAUGAACAUCGUGGAACCCCGACAUUUGCAUUGCAGAGUCCUAAUCGCAAAUAAAAUGCUCCCAUCGCGAAGCCAGGAAAGUGACCGUAGGUUCUGAACAUAACCAGCACAAAUAAGCACACUUUGGGCUUAUUCUUGGAAACCUAUGUACACCGUUGAUGGUGUAUGGACUUCCCGAAUCAUGCAAUUUCAGCACACUGGGAAGUGCUGAAAACGAAUUUGCGCGGUCACCUCAUUGAGACAAGAAUGGGAUAUCCACGAUGGUCCCUUCUGCAAGUUGUCCUUUUGCCUUGGUUUGUUCUACGUGCGUAAUACUUGUUAUUGUUACACCGGAGCCCCUGCAUUUGUACUCCACUGUAUAGAUAGUUUGCUCAGUGCUUCGUGUUACCCUUAUUUUCGUUUCUGCUACAUAGCCUCGCAAUAUCUAUAUGUCGUACUCUUUCUCGCUACUUUUCACUGACUUCUACUGCAGCAACUGACUGGAGAGCAAAACGACAAAGGUCUCAAGAAGGGGGCGCUUCCAAAGUGGAAGAAAGUAACAGCGAUUUUGUUAUGCUCAUCAUAACAAUGAACACAGUCCGAUUGAUUGAACAAGCUAGGACUGCUAGCAACCUGCUGCACAAAGUCGGUGGGAAUGGUAAAGCCAUUCUGGUAGCCGUGAUGGUUCCCCCAAUAAUAGUAACGUCCAACUGCCGUCACAGUUUCCCAAGAGUUGCCGCGUUAUGCAUUGCCAUUGUGUGGCCCACAUCAUGCGCAACUUAGGUCGCAGUGAACUUCACAAACCUCUUAACUUUCUCCAAGAAAUUUUCCCUUCCAACUAUUCGCGGCAAAAAGUGAUUCGUAAUUUUCAGAAACUGGGAACCACGAAAAACGACCGAACGAGUAUGUUUAUUGUUGGUCUGACAUUUCCCCAACUUCUUUUUUUCUCACUUUCUUGUCUUUUCGCUACUUCAAGACAGUGUUCCACGUUGCCAACCCACUGAUGACCUCUGAUUGUUCUCCUUACUUACGUGUCCUGUUGUUGACGACGACGAUGUCCGGUAAUGCUAAGUUAAUGACCUGCAAACAAAGCUAUUUUGUUUCGUGCUGUUAUGGAAGAGAGCGUGAAAAGUGUGACGUCUGCGCACCUAAUGGUGACGCACAUACCUCUCGCUGGAAGUAGGCGCGUCGCGGAUGGUAAAAGAAGAAACAAGAGAGAAAAGAAACUGCCAAGCCUGUUGUUGUAAUUACAAGUUGUUUUGACUAAUGUCUUCGUUAUUUAAUGAACUCGUAUAGCUUGUUUCAUUUUUUUUUCAUCGCGAGAAGUUCAUUGCUAAUAAAAACAAGACUUUCAGA